Molecule: messenger RNA, 1203 nt
Organism: Rhodamnia argentea
Lineage: Eukaryota; Viridiplantae; Streptophyta; Magnoliopsida; Myrtales; Myrtaceae
Product: probable polygalacturonase At3g15720
Exons: 9
Coding region: 1-1203 (400 amino acids)
Biological process (GO): carbohydrate metabolic process
Molecular function (GO): polygalacturonase activity
Source: RefSeq, a predicted model, not a curated record
AUGCAAUGGGAUUUGGAGAAUGCCACUAAGGGAUUCGCAGCUGCGAUAUACUUGGUCCUCUUCACUGCUUUGUCAACUUUGCUAAGCCAUGGAAUUGUUGCAGCAUCGCCCACUUACAAUGUGGCAAACUAUGGUGCAACAGGAAGUGGAGUCAAUGAUGAUACUCAAGCGUUUGUGAAAGCUUGGGAAGAUACAUGUGGAGACAGUGGAGCACAAGGCACACCAACUUUGGUUGUUCCUGGUGGGAAGAAGUUUCAACUGUCUCCUGUCUCUUUCAAAGGGCCGUGCAAGUCUACAAGCAUUAUCGUUCAGAUUGAUGGAACUUUGGUUGCUCCUAGUUCACUAAGCGGAUGGAAAGGCUGCCCGGAUAGCUGGUUGGUUUUCCAAGACGUGGCCAAUCUCAAUGUCCACGGAUCGGGACAAGUCGACGGCCGUGGCUCACUUUGGUGGGGUAGAGCUCAGGCCUUGUUCUUUCAGCAUUGCAUCAAUCUAGUGCUAAGUGGACUGCAUCACAUCAACAGCCCUAGGAACCACAUCGCCAUCAGCGGUUGUGAUGGUGGUACCAUCUCCAAUCUCCAAAUAACUGCACCCGAAACUAGCACCAACACAGAUGGAAUCGACAUUGCUAACACCAAACACCUCGACAUCCACGACCUUAUAUGCGAUACGGGGGAUGACCGUAUCGCUAUAAAUGGACAAACCAGUUACAUCAAUAUCACCAGAGUAUCAUGCGGGCCCGGCCACGGCAUCAGCAUCGGAAGCUUAGGCGCACACGGAGCCCACGACACGGUCGAAGAGGUACAAGUGCGGAAUUGCAACUUCAAGGGAUCUACGAAUGGAGCGAGGAUUAAAACUUGGCAGGGAGGUUCGGGAUAUGCCAAGAGCAUUGUUUUCGAUAACAUCACGCUCAACGCGGUGGACAAUCCGAUCAUCAUCGACCAAUUUUAUAGCAUCAAAGCAGCUCAAGAGAAUACGGCAUCGAGCGUAGUGGUGAGCGACGUGACGUACACCAACUUUCAAGGGACUAGUGCUUCGGAUCAAGCCAUCAUACUCAACUGUUCCGGCGUAGGUUGCUCGAAGAUCACAUUGGAAAACAUUGACAUCACAUCGUCGACACCCGGAAAGACAGUCACCGCCUCAUGCGAGAACGCCCAUGGAUCGGCUACAUCGACCACACCUCCUAUCCCUUGCUUGCUUAGGUAG